GGCAACAAUUAAACGAAGCAUGGCAAGUAUCACUAAACGUGACCGUGCUGCGAACGAACAGUCAACGAAUGAUUGCACCAGUAGCCAUGCUGCCUCGCGACCGCUGUCAUGUGCAACGCAGGCAACAUCAGGUCCCGAAGCUGAAGAAUCGGAGCCGAUGGAUACUACAAGCGCUACCUGCGAAACAAGAGACCAUCAUGGUGUACAGUGCCAGAAUGAAUGCGUGCACAGGGCUGACCAGGCUGCCUCAUGCGACAAAAGUGUCCAGGUCGACAGCAACUCGGCCUCUGCUUUGCUCACUACCGAAAAGGCCAAAUGGAAGAGAAAAGAAAGAGAUCUGAGGAGCCAGAUACUGAGACUACACCAGACAAUUGACAAGUACAAAGAGGAGCUCAAGAAACUGCAGGAGGACUCUUUGACUGCAGACGUUUCCUACAUUAGAGAAAGAGCAGCAGAGAAAGAGGCUUCAGCAUUGUUUCUCGUGGACCAAAUUACCAAUUACAAAAAAAAAAGGCCUACCUGGUCUGAAGAAACUACUCGACGUUGUGUGGUGCUGAGGCAUUUAUCAACGAAAGCCUACGAACAUAUUCGAGGGGAGAUGCUUUUGAAGCUUCCAGACCGAAAGACCCUAACCAACUAUAUUGGAACUACAAGUGGUGAGACCGGCUUCAGCAAACUGGUGGAAACUCGGCUGAUAUGUGAAGCCGAAAACUUUGACAAACCGCAAUCAAAGGUCUGCUCGCUCAUCGUUGACGAGAUGAGGGUAAAGCAGAAGUUGCAAUACAACAAGCAACGUGACUGCUUUGUUGGGCAAGUAGACAUCGGGGUGGAAGAGCAAAACGGUGAGCUUGUCUUAGCCAAUUCGCUCCUGUGCUUUGUCAUCAGUGGACUGACAACAAAGUUUCGAAUUCCAGUUGCCUACUAUUUCACAAAAGGGCUAACGGGCCCCCAACUCCACAAGUUGCUGAUUUUCGUCAUGCAAAAAGUGGAAGCUUGUGGGUUUAGGAUUGUUCGCCUUGUCACGGACAAUCAUAAAGUGAACGUGAAUUGCAUGAAACUGCUUGGAAAUGGCCUGCUUACCUACCGGAUUGAACACCCCUGUGACCGCAGCAGGAUUCUUUUCAUUAGCUUUGAUCCGUGCCACGUGCUGAAGAACGUGAGGUCACAGUUUCUAUCGCGUGACAUUGGCCCGAAAGGUGAGAUUUCUGCCUCACACAUAAAGGACCUCUACGAACUGCAGAAAGGCUUGUCUGUAAAGCCUGUUCGGUUUUUAAGCAGGAAGCAUGUUUAUCCGAGCAACAUAGAAAAGAUGAACGUGGCAAGAGCCGUCCAGCUCAUGUCUCCAAGUGUAACCGCUGCCUUGGAACAUCUCAAGGAUCAGGCUGGACACACUUGUGCGCUGUCAUUUUCAGCCGCAGGCCCAACAAUUACGUUCAUGAAGAACGUUUAUCGGUGGUUCGUGCUUCACGAUGUCAGCAACACGACGCAGCACAUACGCCACAAUUUUUCGGAUGGCCGUCAAUUUGACGACAGUGCUGAUCCGCGGCUUGAAUGGCUUGAGGUCACUUUUCCUAUGUACUUGGAGACGUUAAAGAAAAGAUCUGGACAUGCUCGUGAAUUCCUCACAGCCGAAACGUAUGAAGCAAUUCUGUUAACCACCUAUUCGACAGUGGCGUGCGUCAGAUAUCUGUUGACAGAAGAGAAGUUUUCUUUUGUGCUCACUCGAAAAUUCAACAGCGAUCCAAUUGAAUCGCUCUUUGGAAGUUUGCGAAUGUCAUCCGGGUGCAACGACAUGUUGGACGUUCGGGCUGCACUGUCAGGCCUCGAAAAGCUACUGAAGACCGGGAUUGCUGUGUCCAAUGCAGCCUCCAAUAUUGCCCACAAAGAAUGUGGUGCAAUGUCGGGACACAUACUGUCUUCAAUGCCUCCCCUGCCGUCGACUGUGCAAGCAGUGCCCAAGCUCUCGAGAGCAAGAUUGGCGUUGCAGAGACUUAAUACGACAAUUUUGCCACAGCAGCUGUCAUCGCUACAGAUUUCGGCUACCGCCUAUGUGGGGGGCUACAUUGCAAGGGUUGUAGGCGAGCAUAUUGACUGCGAGAACUGUGUUACUUUGUGUACGAAGCCGGUGAGCAACCAGCCGCUCUUUCAACUCACUCGGAGCCAAGAUCGAGGUGGGCUGCUCUACCCGUCGGACCAACUUCUCUUUGUCCUGGACUGUUUAAGAGAUUUUGCUGACCGCGCACUGCAGGAGCACCAGACCUUGCAGAAGCCACUGACUACCUUAGUGGAGUACGCCGUCCCAGCUCUUUGUUCUUCAAAGUUGCUAAAGUGCAAGAGCAAUGACAGCAACGAGCACAGGCUUAAGCUCAUGAACCUCAUAUCGGUUCGUUUCCUGAGGCCGCUCCUCUGCAACUACGCCUUCAAUGUUACUGAUAGACACGACGCAGUUAAACAUUUUGUAAGAAAGCCCCUUUCGCGAAAGCACGCGAAACUGUGAGAGUGGUAUACGCUUCAAUGACAUGUGGUAGUUUCCUUCCGCAAUAAAUGCUUUUAAUUCCACCAUUGAAAUGGUAAAAUCAAUGUGAGCCAUGACUCGUAACUCAUUGAUAUUGAAGACAUGAACCUCCCUAUUUGCGGAGUAAUGUCUGCAUGCAGGUUCUGCAGAGCUUCAUGUGUUGCAGAACCGC
This is a messenger RNA of Dermacentor andersoni, 2687 nucleotides long. RefSeq lists its product as uncharacterized. Lineage: Eukaryota; Metazoa; Arthropoda; Arachnida; Ixodida; Ixodidae. The record is from RefSeq and is a predicted model, not a curated record.